AGCUCACCAUAUUUAGGAUAAUUUUGGCAGCUAUCCUACAUGACAACUCAUUAUUCAAAAUUGCUUCAAUAGUGUAACGUAAACUCUAUUGAGUUCCUGCUACAAAUACUUUCGGAUCCCAAAUGAGUGACAAGAAAAAGGCAUCGUCAUCCCGAGGCCACCGCUCUGGGAUACAGUUCAGUACCGCCGCUGGUACGCCGGAGACGAAGCGCAAGAUGCUCCUCUAUAGACGCCUCCUGUGCCGUGAGUUGGCCCGCGACAACAAGAGCCCGGAGGAGAUCCUCAAGGCCCGAAGGAUGACGUUGUGUCAUCAGGACCAAGGACGCUUUCCGAAAAUAUGAGCAGCCAAGAACCCCCUCCCUUUUAAUUGCUAUCAGUAGAGUUUUACGUUCCUCGUUCGAUUCUUAUGUUUUCAAAAAAUAAAUAGAAUAUUUGGCAGUUUA
Molecule: messenger RNA, 443 nt
Organism: Drosophila ananassae
Lineage: Eukaryota; Metazoa; Arthropoda; Insecta; Diptera; Drosophilidae
Exons: 2
Coding region: 123-341 (72 amino acids)
Source: RefSeq, a predicted model, not a curated record